This is a messenger RNA of Vitis riparia (riverbank grape), 1057 nucleotides long. Its product is annotated as ganglioside-induced differentiation-associated protein 2. NCBI's taxonomy places the organism in Eukaryota, Viridiplantae, Streptophyta, Magnoliopsida, Vitales, Vitaceae. The transcript is spliced from 3 exons. The record is from RefSeq and is a predicted model, not a curated record. Bases 133 to 876 code for a protein of 247 amino acids.
AGAGUGGUUCUCAAGGUACAUUGACGACGAGUGACACUUUGAUCCCAAAACGUAAAAGCGAAGCAUGCUACUUGCUGGUUCAUAUCCGUUGAGGCUCUGAGAGAGAGAGAGAGAGAGAGCGGAGGGAGGAAGAUGGGGAGUAGAUCGCCGGAGGAGUUUUCGGUGUUGGUGUUGGCAUCAGAUCUAGGUAUGGAUGCUCGGCCCUUCCUAGACGCACAAGCCCAGAUGGAAGAACAAGACGAGAACUGGCACGAUUGUUCUCAGUACCUCUCCGACGAAGAUUUCUCUGAUCUUGAUCUUUUGCAAUUCAUCCGCAUCCAAGGAUCCGAUAAAUCUGGUAAUCGUAUUCUACGCAUCGUCGGAAAGUACCUUCCCGCUCCAGUGGUAAGUGGGGAACGCCUGAAGAAGUAUGUCUUUCACAAGAUAGUGAGUGAACUGCCAGAAGGACCAUUCUGCAUUGUUUACAUGCAUAGUACCGUGCAGAAGGAGGACAAUUCCCCUGGCCUAACCAUCUUGAGAUGGAUUUAUGAAGAACUUCCCUCUGACUUUAAGGAUAGGCUUCAAACCGUGUACUUUGUUCACCCUGGGUUACGUUCAAGGCUUCUCUUUGCCACUCUUGGACGAUUCUUCUUAAGUGGAGGCUUAUACUGGAAAAUCAAGUAUGUCAGCCGCCUGCAGUACCUUUGGGAAGAUGUAAAGAAGGGAGAGGUCGAGAUUCCUGAAUUUGUGCAAAGCCAUGAUGAUGUUCUUGAGCAUAGACCACUGACGGAUUAUGGAAUUGAACCUGAUCCCCUCCACUUAACCGAGAUGCCUUCCACUGCCUACUCGUUUGGAAGGUACGAGGAGAGAUGGACAUCGAGGGAGUGUAUGUCGUAAGUGUGGUUAUGUAGUAAGACACCCAUGCUUUGUCCAAGAUAAUGGGAACAUUGCGUACCUCCUGCUUUUGAUAACAUCUAGGUGUUUCUUGUAAACUAAUUCGAGCAAUAUUUAUGUAUAUACACAGAUGUUACCCACUACUCACUCUUAAAAUAUUUCAUAGCAGGCUGUUUUCAUGAAA